UCCAGCUGGUUUUCAUCCUGAGGUAAGUCUGAAUACUUGUGAUUAAUCUCUGGUUCCCUUUCGUCGCGUUUGGUCGUCCGUUUGAACUCCACCCGUCCUCCCCCGUCGUCGGUGCCUGCGUGGUUGUUGUCGACAGCCCAAGUCCGCAGAGUCUCGCUCGCUCUCCCGCCCUCCUGCUGGUGUUGGUGCUGGCCUGCCACCCGCCUCUUUACCUACUGCUUUCCUCCCUCCUUGAUACUGCCUUUCCCACCCAUCAGUCUCUUUCUCCCCCCCCCUUUCUCCGAUCGGUUCGGUGCUUAUUCAUCGGAUAAUCCCUCUUCAACCGAUCCGAUUUGACCGGAAUCUGCGUCGGUGCUAUUGUGGUGGAAAUACUUAUGUGGUCAUGCCCCAGGCCCCGACAUAAACAAAUCGACCCGCCGUGGCUCUCCUGAACGACUCUCCGCACUUCCCAACCCCCCCAAUUCCGCCGGCUCGCGUGUGGCUCCCGGCUGCACUGGCAUCGAGAUUCUCGUUUGAGUACAUGUGACGGUCCUAUUUGCCGUGACAAUGAAGGGUUUUAGACAGAGAGUGCAUGAGCAGUUGUCGAGGGCAAAGGAUGCGAAUAAAUCCUCGAAGAAGAAGGACGCCAACUCCCAGAACCAAGCCUCCAUCGGAAUUCACCAUGCUCAGCAGUCCUCCUCUCCCAACCAAGGCACCCCAACCUCCUCCUCCACAUCCGUGAACGAUACCAGAGGGAAGUCGCCGGAUAAUGCUCCGCAGGCAGGGACCUUUCCAGCAGGUCAGUAUUCCACCCCGCAGGGCGCCGGUGUGGCUGGCCAACCUGUGAAUAAUGGAGGUCCAGGCACUCCCACCAAGCAAGGUCAGCAAGUGGCCCCGAGCUUGGUCAUUAGCCCCAGCGGUCCGCAUGCCCCUCCCCCCGGCGCCGCAGAGACGAUGCCCGGUGAUCUCGCUCCGCCCCGGAAGUCUCAUGUCUUCGAUCGCUUGCAAACGACCCCCAAAGAUUUGUCGGAAGGGAUCCGGACGCCCAAGCGCCAGCACUCGUCGCGUUUCGACAUCUCUGACCAGCGUCAGCGGGAGCUGGAGAAACUCCCGGGGUUCCACGAGGUGCCCCCCAAUCGUCGUCAGGACCUGUUCAUGCAGAAGAUCGAUCAGUGCAAUAUCAUCUUCGACUUCAAUGACCCCACCGCGGAUAUGAAAUCGAAGGAGAUCAAGCGGCUGGCGCUCCAUGAGCUCUUGGACUACGUCGCCAACAACCGUUCCGUCAUCACGGAGCCCAUGUACCCGCGCGUCGUCGAGAUGUUCGCCAAGAACCUCUUCCGACCGAUCCCCCCGCCCGUGACGCCCCAAGGCGAGGCGUUCGACCCGGAGGAGGACGAGCCGGUCUUGGAGGUCGCCUGGCCGCACAUCCAGGUGGUCUACGAAUUUUUCCUGCGGUUCAUCGAGAGUCAGGACUUUAACACGAACAUCGCGAAAGCGUACAUCGAUCAUCACUUUGUUCUUCAGUUAUUGGAGCUCUUUGACUCGGAAGAUCCCCGGGAACGGGAUUUCCUCAAGACCACCUUGCAUCGGAUUUACGGAAAAUUCUUAAACUUGCGCUCGUAUAUUCGUCGAUCCAUCAACAAUGUCUUCUUCCAAUUCACGUACGAGACCGAGCGCUUCAACGGGAUUGCUGAGUUACUCGAGAUUCUCGGGUCGAUCAUCAAUGGCUUCGCCCUGCCGCUCAAGGAGGAGCACAAGCUCUUCUUGACGCGGGUAUUGAUUCCCCUGCACAAGGUCAAGAGUCUGAGCAUGUAUCAUCCGCAGCUUGCCUACUGUAUUGUUCAGUUCCUGGAGAAGGACUCUUCCCUAACAGAAGAGGUGGUCAUGGGCCUUCUCCGCUACUGGCCAAAGACGAACAGUACCAAGGAAGUGAUGUUCUUGAAUGAGGUCGAGGACAUCUUCGAAGUGAUGGAUCCGGCAGAGUUUGCCAAGGUCCAAGAGCCCUUGUUCCAGCAACUGGCCAAAUCGGUGGCCAGCCCGCACUUCCAGGUCGCCGAACGUGGGCUCUACUUCUGGAACAACGAAUAUUUCUGCAACCUUGUUAGCGACAAUGUCGAGACCAUCCUGCCGAUCAUGUUCGCCCCGCUGUACGAGAACUCGAAGGGUCACUGGAAUAGAACCAUCCACAGCAUGGUGUUCAAUGCGAUGAAGAUGUUCAUGGAGAUCAACCCCCGCCUGUUCGAUGAAUGUUCCCACGAAUACAACGAGCGGCAAAACAGCGCCGAACAUCGCGAGCGAGAGAGACAGAGCCGGUGGGAGAAGCUCGCCGCACAGGCCCAGGACAGGAAGAAUGGCAUUCCUGCGCCGGCCCCGGCUCCCAGCGCCUCUAGCGCGGAAAUUUCGGUCCACUUGGAUGAUGUCGAUGCCCUCACUCAAGACAGCCAGAAACGCCUUAAUGCUCUGAAGCUGGACGAGCCGAGCUCCAGCAAGGAUCGACGGGGGGUGCCAGCCACGCAAGCGUGAUUCUAACGUUGGAACGUCCGUUUAAUCCAGAGACCGCGCCGGGGCUCCGUUGAUGGUGCUAGAAGGCGACGAAGUGGUAGCGGCAGCGAGAUUCGAACCCGACGACGAUCGGGCUCUGGAUCUGCUGUGAUGCUGUCACGAAGCAACUCGACUAAAUAAUGACGGGGUGGCAAAGCACUAGCCCAAUGCAUUCCCCACGGUGAUGGAACAUCGAUUAUACUGCGAUGGAAGCGUCCUUGUUUUCGUGGAUUGACUGACUAUACGAUCCGACCCCCGGUUUCAUCCUGUGUUGCCUUCAUCUCUCCUCCUUACACCUCUUCUUCUCCUUCCAGCCCCCCAUCUUUUUUAAACUUCUCUUAUUUCCCCCCCCCUUUAUUAUCAUUUCUUUUCUGAUGUGUUCAUUUCAUUUAUGUGUACAUGGCUUUUGAUAUUCUUCUCUCCGCGCGCGGCGCUGUUUUUCAGUCCGCAAUUUUUUUGAGCGGACGCUUGAGUUUGGACUAUUAGAACUGUGUUCGGGUCUGGAAAACGGGUGCGAAUGGCGUUUCCCUUCAUCGACAUUGAUGUCGAUACUUUUUUCUCUGUCUCCAUUUUCUUGUCCUUCUAAUUUUUUUUCUUUUUUUUUUUUUUUUCUUCUGAGACCAUGGCAUACCCGUGUCUUC
Messenger RNA from Aspergillus candidus, 3161 nucleotides. Its product is annotated as protein phosphatase 2A regulatory subunit RTS1. Gene Ontology annotation, biological process: signal transduction. Gene Ontology annotation, molecular function: protein phosphatase regulator activity. The record is from RefSeq and is a predicted model, not a curated record. The transcript is spliced from 8 exons. Gene Ontology annotation, cellular component: protein phosphatase type 2A complex. Lineage: Eukaryota; Fungi; Ascomycota; Eurotiomycetes; Eurotiales; Aspergillaceae. Bases 547 to 2502 code for a protein of 651 amino acids.